Phialemonium atrogriseum is the source of this 1058-nucleotide messenger RNA. RefSeq lists its product as uncharacterized. The coding region runs from base 338 to 949 and encodes 203 amino acids. Lineage: Eukaryota; Fungi; Ascomycota; Sordariomycetes; Cephalothecales; Cephalothecaceae. The transcript has 2 exons. The record is from RefSeq and is a predicted model, not a curated record.
UGUAUCCACCACGACGAGGAGGGGUUUGUUGAGGUCCUGGGCCAGUGGGAUCCGUCCGAUGGAAACACCAUUCUCGAUAUCUACGACAGCUCUGAAGGCCCUCUCACUGCGCUCACCUCCGCUAUGCGGAAGAUAACCCGCUUUACUCGCAUAUUGCCGACAUCAUUGUGGGCGAUAGACCCGAGGCGAAUCAGACCUUUGGUUGGUGGGCAUCGGAGGACCGACCUGUUAUUUCUUGGUGGUUCACACAUAUUCGUGACCAUGUGAGGCCCUCCAACGGACAGAUGGUUCCACUGGAACUACCGGAUAGCCGGUGGAGGGUCAUGAGUCUGCGCUGAUGAGUUACGUGAGACCUCAGCUCAGGAUUCACGGCCAUCGCUUGCAAGCAUAUCGGAGUCUGCCGAUGGGAUCACAAUCGCCACCUCCUCGAAUGUGUCAAUGCUGCGUCUUCUUCUCGUGCCUCAUACCCAGUCCAACCUGGUGCUGGGUCGUGGUCGUCAAGGUCGCCUGCUCUCCACCCUAUAUCCGGCCCAACUCGACCGCCAGGAUCGGUGAGGCUGACGAUGACUCGUACUCCCCCGAUCCUCCGAUCAACCAAUGGCCAGUCAUUAUGCGCUCUUGGCACACAUGUUUUAAUUUACAAUCCGACGUGGCGGUGGGAGUAGACAACGGGUCGUCGGUGCCGUCUUCGCGACUCACCAGGGAACCUAUGAUUCCCGCAGUAGCUUCGCCGCCGUUAGUUGCAGUCCUGCCCAAGAGCGGACGGUUGGCUCUCGGACUACAUCCUAACGGUAGGAGACUGUAUCAAGGUGGUGUUCGAGAAUGGCUAUAUGCAACGCGGCCGAAGUGGCCGGGGCUCAGGAGCCAAACGGCUGUUUGUUGGCCACAUCUCGGUUGUAAGCAGUCAGGAUCCCUGUUGCCAGUUAAUGUAUCGAUUUCCCAGCGAUAACCAACAAACCGUAAGUCUAUGCAACUGUGAAUCUGCAACCGUGUGGCACAUAGCACUCGGUGAAGCUGGUCGCAAGGCAAGGUUGUCGUAGGUUCGCUGCGCGGAGGCA